Molecule: messenger RNA, 2343 nt
Organism: Drosophila pseudoobscura
Lineage: Eukaryota; Metazoa; Arthropoda; Insecta; Diptera; Drosophilidae
Gene: Sirt4
Product: Sirtuin 4
Exons: 2
Coding region: 405-1352 (315 amino acids)
Cellular component (GO): mitochondrial matrix; nucleus
Molecular function (GO): NAD-dependent protein lysine deacetylase activity; NAD+ binding
Source: RefSeq, a predicted model, not a curated record
UAAGCAGUUAAAGAACAUGUUGAUUUCAUUUCUGUUUCACAAGAACCGAUUUAUCCAAUAUUGCUAGGCCUUUACCGUGCAUCGUUAUCUUCCAGUGGCACAGCGCCCACAAACAAUACAUUCUGGCAUAAUGUCAUACAAAUUUGAAUUUUCAACUGAUUUUAUUGGUAAACAAAUACAUAAAAGUGAGCGUGUGCACCUGAUCAUUCUCUGUCCCGAGCGUAUAUACAUAUGGCUUUCAAUCAAUGGAACAUUUUGUAGAUCUGAGUACUAGGCUUUAAGGUUUUUAUUGCUGGUCUCACUCUCUCUGCAAUUGAAGUGUAGUGAAAUGCGAUGCAUUAUCGAUAGAUCAGUGUUAUGUAAUUUGCAUAAUAUUCUAUAGGAUAUAUAAACAAAACAAAACAAUGCGAGUAAAUAACUUACUUAGAUUUCGCAGCACUUCUCUGCAGAGGUGCAGCAUCAAGCAGCAAUAUGUGCCACAGCACAAGCCGGCGCUGGACGAUGAUAUAAAGCGGCUGGAGGAUUUUUUGCUCUCAAAACCAAAUGUAGUUGUGUUGACCGGUGCAGGAAUCUCAACGGAAUCAGGUAUACCCGACUACCGUUCGGAGGGUGUCGGCCUGUACGCCCGCACCAACCACAAGCCCAUUCAGCACAUGGAGUUUUUAAAAUCGUCCAACGUACGCAAACGGUACUGGGCACGCAACUUUGUGGGCUGGCCGAGCUUCUCCGGUAAACAGGCAAACGCAACACACCAUGCUCUGUCUCGUUUCGAACGCGAAAUGCGCAUUCAGUCGGUGGUCACCCAGAAUGUCGAUCGCCUUCACACCAAGGCUGGCACCAAAAACGUGGUAGAACUGCAUGGCAGUGGUUACGUGAUAAAGUGCCUGUCCUGCGAGUAUCGCACUGAUCGCCACGAGUUUCAGCACAUAUUGGCCUCCCUUAAUUCCACCUUCAAUAAUGUGCUGGAAAUGACCCGGCCCGAUGGUGAUGUGGAGAUUCCACUCGAUUAUAUAGAAAACUUCAAAAUACCUGACUGUCCGCAGUGCGGUGGCGAUCUCAAGCCAGAUAUUGUCUUCUUCGGGGACUGCGUGCCCAGGCAGCGCCUCGAUAAGAUCGCUGAAAUGGUCUACAAUAGCGACGGCCUGUUAGUGCUUGGUUCUAGUCUGCUCGUUUUUUCCGGCUACCGCAUCGUUCUGCAGACCAAGGACCUCAAGUUGCCGGUGGCGAUUGUAAACAUUGGAGAUACGCGGGCCGACCACUUGGCUGACAUCAAAAUUUCGGCCAAAUGCGGCGAUGUGAUACCUAAACUGUUUGACUACCGCACGAGCGGCUCGGCCAAUAGCAAUAGCUAAUAUUUGUUCUAACCGACGCCACACUAAGCGGAGAAGGGUUUGUUGAUGACAGGGACACUGUGCUGUAGUAUCACAACUUUGUAUGUCUUUAUUUACCCCGAUAAAUUACAAUAACUUUGUGUGUUGAGGAUCGACUUUGACAAUAACGGCGAGAUCUGUGUCUCAGUAACAAACGCCCUCUUCGGUCAUUAGCAGGUUCUACAGCGCCUCAGGAGAUCGUUCCCUUUCUAGGAUGCAGGAUAUUCCUGUGCUGAGUUAUUCUGCGGCUUAUACACAUCGAACUCGUAGAAGGUAAACGAAGGUGAAGAAUAGAUCCCUCUCGGACAGGACUAGAAAAUAUUCCUGAUCAGCCUGGGAAUUCGGAAUCGUCAAUGAUUGCUUCCUUUAAGGUUUUUUAGUUUGGCGAUUGGGAUUUUUCCCUCCGCUGCAGGGGGAUCAAGGUCCUAAAUGUUGAGAUGAUUUCGCCCCUGAAGUCAACGAGCUCGAAACUACACGACAGUCAAAGUUUUCACCAUAGAGUCACUCAUCUUGCAGGAAAAAACGGCUCAGUUGUUUUUGUUGUAGGGGCGCCAAGGCAAGGACACUGCUUCUGGUUUCUGCUAGAUGCGUCGUUGUUCGGGAAGAAGAUCGAUGAAAUCCGGUCGGCAAGGCCUUGCCGUUAGCAUAGAGAACUGCAUGCUUUGCAAAGCCGCAAAGGCUAUUGUGCCAAUAAAUCUGUGCCACCGGGUCAGUUUCAUAUAUGUCAAGUCAUUUUUUCCCUUGUUAAACUUUAAACAAUUAACAAUACACAUGUUUAAUCGCCGAAAAAGUAGAGCGGUGGGAAUUUCAAAGAUGUGAAAAACCGAUUCACACCCGAGUCAAUCCACCAUCACAAAGGUUUGUUCUGAGCUCAGAUCAGCCAUUGCAACGUUGGUUUGACCAAGAUAGCAUAUAAGUGUGAAAACUAAACUUGUUUGUAAAUACAUAAAUAUGCAUGCAUUGUUUUUGUGUA